Messenger RNA from Triticum aestivum (bread wheat), 360 nucleotides. Its product is annotated as signal recognition particle 54 kDa protein 2-like. Bases 1 to 360 code for a protein of 119 amino acids. Gene Ontology annotation, biological process: SRP-dependent cotranslational protein targeting to membrane; SRP-dependent cotranslational protein targeting to membrane, translocation. The record is from RefSeq and is a predicted model, not a curated record. Gene Ontology annotation, molecular function: endoplasmic reticulum signal sequence receptor activity; GTP binding; 7S RNA binding. NCBI's taxonomy places the organism in Eukaryota, Viridiplantae, Streptophyta, Magnoliopsida, Poales, Poaceae. The transcript is spliced from 2 exons. Gene Ontology annotation, cellular component: cytosol; signal recognition particle, endoplasmic reticulum targeting.
AUGGUGCUCGCGCAGCUGGGCAGGAGCAUCUCCCGCGCGCUUGCGCGGAUGGGCAAUGCCACAGUGAUCGACGAGAAGGUGCUUAGGGAGUGCCUCAACGAGAUCUCCCCCGUGCUCUUGCAGUCUGGCAUCCGGAAGAUCGUCAACCUCGAGACCCUCGCCGCCGGCACCAACAAGCUGUGCAUCAUACAGCAGGCUGUCUUCACGGACCUCUGCAACAUGCUAGAUCCAGGGAAGCCGGUCUUCACCCCCAAGAAAGGCAAGCCCAAUGUCGUCAUGUUUGUCGGAUUGCAGGGCCAGUCUGACUCACCAACCAACCUCGCCUGCUUGCUCUGUUUAUUGUUCUACACCUAUUACUGA